Molecule: messenger RNA, 867 nt
Organism: Talaromyces marneffei
Lineage: Eukaryota; Fungi; Ascomycota; Eurotiomycetes; Eurotiales; Trichocomaceae
Exons: 2
Coding region: 1-867 (288 amino acids)
Biological process (GO): fungal-type cell wall organization
Cellular component (GO): plasma membrane; cell cortex of cell tip
Source: RefSeq, a predicted model, not a curated record
AUGGCGUCCAAGAAAAACAACCAGAUCUCAAGACGACACUCAACCAUCGUCUGCCACCGAUUAGUCCGCUCGCUCGUCUACCUCCUCGCCUGGGUCUUUCUCCUGUUGGUCGUGAUCGGAAACAUCUCCAACAAACCCGUACUUCGCGAAACAUAUUUCCUCAAACUCAACACAGCAAACAUCAUCCCACAGUCAAUACCGAACUCGGUUUUUAUCAACAGUAUCGCUCGUUCUAUUGGUCUUCAUGAUUUCUAUCAAGUCGGACUCUGGGGUUUUUGUGAGGGAUAUGACAGCGGUAUCACGGGUUGUUCGGACCCGAAAGCCUUGUACUGGUUUGAUCCAGUAUCAAUUAUCCUGAACGAGCUUUUGGCCGGUGCAACCAUUGCCCUCCCCACUGAAGUUACCGACGCACUCAAAAUCGCCCGCGUCGCAUCCCACUGGAUGUUCGGCUUCUUCAUCACAGCCACAGUCCUCAGUUUCGUCGCCAUCUUCAUCGUCCCCUUCGCAACAUCCAAUCGACCUCCACAAUCCAUUUCUGCCGAUCAACACGUCAACGAAGUCGUGCGUCCCCACCGUCGACCAACAUUCAUCCUCUUCCGGGCUCUACCCAUGGCCAUUUUGACGUUUCUAAUCGCACUAUUCGCCAUCGUCGCCUCCGUAGUCGCAACAGUUAUGUUCGUAAUCUUCAAAAACGUGUUUAUGAACAACACCGCAGACCUAAACAUCCAAGCCUAUCUGGGCACACAGAUGUUGGCGUUUAUGUGGAUUGCGUCGGCGUUGACAUUACUCGGGUUUAUUAUUCAGAUUGCGUUGUGUUGUUGUGCUUGCUGUGGGGGACGGAAUGCGAGGAAACAACUCAAGGCAUAG